This is a messenger RNA of Cajanus cajan (pigeon pea), 2137 nucleotides long. It is a transcript of the gene HMG1, whose product is annotated as hydroxy methylglutaryl CoA reductase 1. The record is from RefSeq and is a predicted model, not a curated record. Gene Ontology annotation, molecular function: protein binding; hydroxymethylglutaryl-CoA reductase (NADPH) activity. Gene Ontology annotation, biological process: isoprenoid biosynthetic process; sterol biosynthetic process; coenzyme A metabolic process. Gene Ontology annotation, cellular component: peroxisomal membrane; endoplasmic reticulum membrane. NCBI's taxonomy places the organism in Eukaryota, Viridiplantae, Streptophyta, Magnoliopsida, Fabales, Fabaceae.
GGCUAGGCCGGGUUGCAUCGCAGCAUACAGCAUUUUGGGUGGCAAACACAAACACCUCACUAAAUAGUAAAAACCCAUUCAUCCCUCCACUCAUUCCCCGACUCCCUCGCUCACACAAUGGACCUCCGUCGCCGCCCUCCUCCGCCCUCCCCCAACAAGAGGGACUCACCCUCCGCCUCCGCCCCCAAGGCCUCCGACGCCCUCCCCCUCCCCCUCUACCUCACCAACGCCAUCUUCUUCACGCUCUUCUUCUCCGUCGCUUACUUCCUCCUCCACCGCUGGCGCGACAAGAUCCGCUCCUCCACCCCCCUCCACGUCGUCACCCUCUCCGAGAUCGCCGCCAUCUUUUCCCUCAUCGCAUCCUUCAUUUACCUUCUCGGUUUUUUCGGCAUCGACUUUGUCCAGUCCUUCAUAACGCGUGCUUCUACCGAGGCCUGGGACCUCGACGACGCCGUUUCGAACCCCUCCCUCCCCAAACCAGCCCUCCCCGAACCCUCCAUUUCCUCCCAGGAUGACGACGACGACAUUGUGGCAUCCGUCGUUGACGGCUCCACGCCUUCCUAUUCGCUCGAGUCGCGCCUCGGGGACUGCCGCCGGGCCGCGGCGGUGCGGCGGGCGGCGCUGCAGCGGACGGCGGGGCGGUCGCUGGAGGGGCUGCCGCUUGAGGGGUUCGACUACGAGGCGAUUCUCGGGCAGUGCUGCGAAAUGCCGGUGGGGUACGUGCAGGUUCCGGUGGGGGUGGCGGGGCCGUUGCUUCUGGACGGGUUUGAGUACACGGUGCCCAUGGCCACCACGGAGGGGUGUCUUGUGGCCAGCACCAACCGCGGCUGUAAGGCUAUUUAUGCGAGCGGUGGGGCCAGCAGUGUCGUUCUGAGGGAUGCCAUGUCCAGAGCGCCGGUUGUUAGGUUUUCAUCUGCCAAAAGGGCUUCUCAGUUGAAGUUCUUCCUUGAGGAUCCUCUCAAUUUUGACACCCUCGCUCUUGUUUUCAACAGGUCGAGUAGAUUUGCUAGGCUGCAAGGUAUUCAUUGUGCUAUGGCCGGGAAGAACGCUUAUUUGAGAUUCACUUGUAGCACAGGUGAUGCCAUGGGGAUGAACAUGGUUUCCAAAGGGGUGCAGAAUGUUCUUGAUUUUCUUCAAAAUGAUUUUCCUGACAUGGAUGUUAUUGGCAUCUCUGGAAACUAUUGUGCGGACAAGAAACCGGCUGCAGUAAAUUGGAUCGAGGGACGUGGGAAAUCAGUUGUUUGUGAAGCAGUUAUCAAGGAAGAAGUGGUGAAGAAGGUAUUGAAGACCAAUGUGGCUGCUCUGGUGGAGCUUAACAUGCUCAAAAACCUUGCUGGUUCUGCCCUUGCUGGUGCUCUUGGUGGAUAUAAUGCCCAUGCUAGUAACAUCGUUUCUGCCAUCUUUAUAGCCACCGGUCAAGACCCAGCUCAAAAUGUUGAGAGUUCCCAUUGCAUAACCAUGAUGGAAGCCGUCAAUGACGGGAGGGACCUUCACAUCUCAGUGACAAUGCCUUCUAUCGAGGUGGGUACUGUUGGGGGUGGGACUCAACUUGCGUCCCAGUCUGCUUGCUUGAAUUUGCUUGGUGUGAAGGGUGCGAGCAAGGAGUCACCAGGAUCGAACUCAAGACUCUUGGCCACCAUUGUUGCUGGAUCUGUUUUAGCAGGAGAGCUGUCUCUGAUGUCUGCCAUUGCAGCAGGGCAGCUAGUCAACAGCCACAUGAAAUACAACAGAUCAAGCAAAGAUGUAACCAAAAUAUCGUCUUGAGACCAGGGACAGAGACGUGGUUGUAGUCAUUAAUUGUGGAGUCAGUCUAGAAUAAAAACUUGAAUAGGGAAUCUUGGAAGCAUUAGAUUAGAUUGUUGGCAUCCACGUUUGGCUCUGCAUUGCUGUCUAUAGAUCUUGUAUUAUUUGGAGAGAGGAAGGUAGAGUUGUACUCUACCUGUUCCUUGUCCCCUUCUGGACCCUGCCUUUCAUGUACACGUUCCAUUGCAUGUUCUGCCGAGCCAUUAAAUGGGUGUUGACACUCGUUUUCUCCUCGACCAAGACAUUUGCCGUGUUGUAUUGUAAUUCUUUUCCCCUAUAUAAUAUAAUAUGCUACCAGUGUCUCUCGUGUAUGUAUUGGAUUCCAUUAUUUAAA